Messenger RNA from Verticillium alfalfae VaMs.102, 1896 nucleotides. RefSeq lists its product as hypothetical. Gene Ontology annotation, cellular component: site of double-strand break. The record is from RefSeq and is a predicted model, not a curated record. Bases 1 to 1896 code for a protein of 631 amino acids. NCBI's taxonomy places the organism in Eukaryota, Fungi, Ascomycota, Sordariomycetes, Glomerellales, Plectosphaerellaceae. The transcript has 3 exons.
AUGAUGAACCGGCCGAGUUUUCAGCCGAUUGACUACGAGGAGGCCGUCAUGGACGAUGCAGAAAUACUGGGCCUCGACGCCCGUGGAGACAUGGCCCAGGCUGCAGCACCAGCGGCAGCAGCAGGUACCACCACCGUGACCAGGUCGCCCUUGUCCAAACUGCGAUCUCUCUCCGACGGCGGCGGCACGCCUGCGAGGCUGUCACCAUCCCCCCUCAUCCUCGAGACGACGGGCAAGGCGACAUCAAAGGACGACAACCACAUCAGAGACACCGCAAUCGCCCCGAGCACGCCCCGUCGCGUUGAUUUUAACCCCAAGGGCCUAUCACUACACAUGCCGCCGCACCAGCGAGACUUUGCCUCUCCGCCACCGCCUUCUGCCGCCGCCUCUGCCGUAUUCACCAAGCCAGCACCUUUAUCCCCCAAGCUCGACCAUUCCCGAACAGUCCUCCCCCGACUCCUCCCGACCAUCGGCGGCGGCCGCGCCAUGAACAUACCCCAGCGACGAAGCAACGACUACAACAACGCCGAGCAAUUGUCCAACUCGCUCUGGUCCAUGAUGGGCAACCAAGAACGCAUGAACAUAUCGAGCUCCUUGGGCAGCGCCCAUCCGUUCGCCUCGGAUUCCUCAUCCGAGGACGACAUGGACGAGGACAUGGACGACGCAAUCGUCACGACACCGCAGGUCAACCGAACCGGCGGACCGCUCGGUUCACCAGCGGUCAAUAGCCUUCUGAGCUUCCAGCAACGCCAGCGCCCACGGAAGCAGCCGAGAAAGAAGAGUCGAGGGCCCUGGGACUCGGCUUCGGCUCAGCCUCGCCUGGCGCGCUCUCCAAGUCACCGCCCAUUGCCAAGGAUAUUCCCAUGUCCCAUUCACGACGCGAGAGCAUCAGUUGGCAGGCGAACCAACUCCACAUUUCGAGCGCCGACGAGGACAGAAUGGGGCGGCGACAGUAUCAAUGGUGUCAUGGGCAUCUCUGGCCAGAAGCCGCGGCACACAUCAUGCGGCAGGUCGCCGCGCGGGGAGGAAAAUCUCAUGGCCCCAAGACAAAAAAACUUUUGCCCCGCAUCCAAGCACGCCCCUAGAAGUGCGCCUGUGGAGACCGAGGUGCUCCGCGAACGUGAGGUGAUACGACAGGUCCGCGAGAGCGACGUCGACCUCGAACCUAGAACAACCACCGCCCAGUCCUCGCCCAACCUGGUUAACCAGGACAUCGACGAAGUGCCCGGUGAAGACAUGAACAUGAACGCCGACCAGGCAGGCCUUUCCAGUAGUUUCAAGCAGCAAGCUAUCAAGAAUUCAAAGGGUGCCAAGUUCUGGGAUACGUUCUCCGAGUCGAGCAGCAUCGGCAACCGGACGACGCCGCCACCGCCGUCCUUCAACCCCCGCGGCUCUUCCUCCGGCAUCAGCGAAGACAUCAACAUGGACUCGCCUUCUCUCGGUGCCACCGCCAGCUUCGCCAUGGCUGCAAGCAGCGGCGAGUCGACCAAGGGUGACACGCCCAACAUCUCGCAGCCCGCGUUCCCACAGCAGUCGCAGCAGGGCCCCAGUGCCGCCGAAAUCACCCGGCGCAUCAACAGCAAGCGGCGCCGCGAGGACGACUUUGACCCUGUCAGCUUCAAGCGCCGUGCCGUGAGCCCUGGCAUGAGCGUCCACAACUCGCCCAUCAUGCAGAGCCCGCGGCAGCGAGAGAGCGCGCCGUGGGGCUCUCGACCGGGCAGCAACGGCGGCGAGAGGGCUGAUCGGGGCGGCAGCGGGGCAGCGAGCGACACGGGGAGCGGGAGUCUCAGCGGCACGCCGGGGAACGGGGGCCGUCUGAAUGGAGGGAAGGGACGAGUAGGGUUCCAGGGCAUGGUAGAUACGAACGACCAUCUGAUGCGUAUGAGCAUCGAGUGA